AUGGCAGGCCACGUCCCUCCAUGUGCUCUGCCUGCGGCAACGGCACGGUCACCUCCCUCCAUGUGCUCUGCCUGCGGCAGAGCCACGGUCGGAUUAGCCUGCACCACUCACUGCUGCUGCACGUCCAGAUACCACCUCCCCCAGGCAAGUGAUGCCACCUCCCUCACAGAUAACACCUCCAUCAGUCUUGACCAGAUGCCACCUCCGAUAGGCGGCUUUGCUAUUUCAUCUGCCCUUGCCCCUUUUCACUGGCGCCAUUGUCACUCACUCUUCCCCCUCGCAGCUGAUUGGCUGGACCCUCUCACAGCAACUGCCACAUGUCCAUCCGCCACUGGCUGGGAACUGAACGCCAAAGGGAGAACUGGAGCUCGGUGUGCUGACCUGGCGCUGCUGAUGGAUCCUGCCAGGCUGGCAGACGAGGCGGCAUCGCUCAACCUGAAGCUGAUGAGGUGGCGCGUGCUGCCACAGCUGCAGGCAUGGGGCAUCCGCGACAUUACCCUCGUGGACUACGGGGCGUUUUCGUAUUCUAACCCUGUGCGGCAGUGCCUCUUCUCUGUCAAGCACUGCCUGAAUGGCGGCAUGCCAAAGGCGCAGGCAGCAGCAGACGCACUCAAGGAAAUACUUCCUACUGCCGCUGACGUGGCAGCCCUGCUGGCACUAAUCCGCCAAUCAGACGCCGUCUUCCUUCUCACCGACACGCGGGAGAGCCGCUGGCUGCCCACGCUGCUGUGCGCUGCUGAGGGGAAGGUGGCCAUUAAUGCGGCUCUCGGCUUCGACUCCUUCCUUGUCAUGCGCCACGGGGCACCGCCGCUGCCUCUGCAUGCCACGUCAGCACCAGCAUCCUCUGAGUCAGCACCAGCAGCGUCUGAGUCAGUACCAGCAGCAUCUGAGUCAGCGCCAUCCAAGCGCCUUGGCUGCUACUUCUGCAACGAUGUUGUUGCUCCCCUCAAUGGGAGCUGCCCUCCCCUCGUGUCCUUUGCACUGUUGCCCCUCUAUAUCAACCUCUCCGCCAUUUCCUCUGCACCUCACCUAACCCUACCCCAACCUCUUGCACUGUUGCUUCCCGUGCCCAUCUUCCCGUCCACCACAGCAAUUACUUCUCUACCCAUUCCCGUAUUUCCGUCCCCGCCAGUCCACGGCUCAUCGCACGCUAGAGCAGCAGUGCACAGUCACCCGCCCUGGCCUGGCAACCAUAGCGGGCGCUCUGGCAGUGGAAUUAUUGGUGGGGCUGCUGCACCACCCGCUUGGGAGCAGGUGGUGACCUGGCAGGCAGCCACAGCGGGGGCUCUGGCAGUGGAGCUGUUAGUGGGGCUGUUACACCACCCGCUGGGUCCUCCCGUCUCCCCUUCCUUACUCAAAUCGCCGAACCAGCUGAAGGACACCAGUGCUGAUGGAAUCUCAUCUUCCUCCUCUGCCGCCUCCUCCACUUCCACCUCUGCCCAUCUCUCCUCACCGCUCUCGGCCCACUGCCCCACCAGCUGCGUUGCUUCCUCUCCUCCUUCUCCCACCUUCCCAUCAGAGUGUUAA
Messenger RNA from Closterium sp. Naga37s-1, 1527 nucleotides. The record is from the annotation of a GenBank genome assembly. NCBI's taxonomy places the organism in Eukaryota, Viridiplantae, Streptophyta, Zygnematophyceae, Desmidiales, Closteriaceae.